AUGACCGACGACCAGGAUCUGCAUUUAAACUCGUUGGACUAUAUGCCCAACGUGCAACGGCUCAUAGCAGACGAGGGCACUGUCUUUGAAAAGCAUUUCUGUACUAUUGCCGUCUGCUGCCCGUCACGCGUGAGCCUAAUGACAGGCAAAUUGGCGCACAACACCAAUGUAACCGAUGUGAUGCCCCCAUACGGAGGAUAUCCCAAAUUUGUCCAGGAGGGCCACAACGAAAACUACCUCCCAGUAUGGCUGCAGCAGGCAGGGUACAACACCUAUUAUACCGGCAAAUUCCUCAAUGCUCAUUCCCCGACCAACUACAAUAAGCCGUUUCCUAAAGGAUGGAAUGGAACAGACUUUCUGCUAGACCCAACGACCUACAGCUACUGGAACUCGACCUUUCAGCGAAACCAGGAGCCACCGGCCAGGUCCAACGGGUACUCAACUGAUCUUAUUGCCCAGCGCGCCCUUGGAUUCAUUGAAGAAGCGAGGGGAUCCGAUCGCCCGUUCUUCAUCGGUGUAGCGCCCAUCGCCCCGCACGCAAAGACCGCCCCCGAUUACAGCGGGGAGAUUCCCUAUUUCAUUAGCCCUGACCCAGCGCAGCGACACGAGGACAAGUUUCCAACUGCCAAGGCUCCGCGCGGUGCAAAUUUCAACCCCGACAGCCCCAGCGGCGCAAGCUGGGUCCAGGAUCUGCCCAGACUCAACGCCAGCCAGCUAGAAUACAUGGACUCAUACUACCGCGCACGCUUGCAGUCCCUCCAAGCGGUCGAUGAACUCGUCGAGGGCGUGGUCUCGCAACUCGAGAAAUAUAAUAUGCUAGAGAAUACCUACAUCUUCUAUACUUCCGACAACGGAUACCACAUCGGGCAGCAUCGAAUGGUCCCCGGCAAGGGGUGCCCCUACGAAGAAGAUGUGAAUAUCCCCAUGAUUGUCCGCGGACCCCAUGUGCCUCGGGGGAAAAAGGUUGAUUUGGUCACGUCCCAUACGGAUGUCGUACCGACUCUGUUUGAUCUCGCGGGCAUUGAGCUAAGAGAGGACUUUGAUGGGCUGCCAAUGCCUUUGACACCCGGUGGGCUGGCGCAUGCCCGCAGCGAUCACCGGCGCGAACAUGUUUCUGUUGAAUACUGGGGGUCAAACUUGGGGGAAGGUGAGGUAGGGGUGGAUCUAGAUGCAGGGACCCCAGUCGUUUGGGGAAAUAACACCUACAAAGCCAUGCGUAUCAUCAGUGACAGAUAUGAUCUGUUCUACUCCGUCUGGUGCACAAACGAGCAUGAGCUCUAUGAUCACAAGACCGAUCCGUACCAAAUGAACAACCUCUUUGGCAAGCCCAAUGUAAACCUGUACGGCCACAGCCUUGACAAGGUGGUAUCCCGCCUCGACGCUCUCCUACUCGUCCUUAAAUCCUGCAAGGGCGCGGAAUGUACGCUUCCCUGGAUCACACUCCACCCAGAUAGAAAGGUCACCACACUGCUCGAAGCACUCGACCCGAAAUACGACGCGUUCUAUGCUGGCCAGCCUGAUAUCAGCUUUGCAGCUUGUGAGGCGGGGUAUCUACCCCAGUUUGAAGGGCCGCAGGAGGGGUAUGCGUACCGGCGUCCUGGGGAUUGGAGUAUCUGGGCUUGA
Messenger RNA from Aspergillus calidoustus, 1623 nucleotides. The record is from the annotation of a GenBank genome assembly. Lineage: Eukaryota; Fungi; Ascomycota; Eurotiomycetes; Eurotiales; Aspergillaceae.